AUGAAUGUGCCCUUUGUAGAUCAGCAGUCACACGAGGAGAAAGUUGGCCCUCUUGCACAGAACAAAGGCUGCUGUGCCUACGUUACGCCUGAUGGUCAGGAGCACUUCGUGCCUGCAGGCUCUCUCCGUAAAAAGAAGCUGGCAAAAAGACCUGGAUACAUGAGGCCAGAAGCUCAGCGACAGAUAGAUUUUCAGUCCCCAAGUGCCUGCAAACCUUUCGGCCCAGAAGAGCUCAGACAUGGCAAGCAGCAUUGUGAACACGAGAGCUGCUCUCUGCACAGACAACGCCAAAAUAACCUUGAUUUCUUAUGCUGUAGUUCAGUGAGUAGUUCUGUAGUUCCUGCUAAUGGGGUAGCAAUGUUGUCCACUACUGGAAAUAUGCCAGGAUGCCACAAAAAUAUUUCAUGUUGCAAGAGCCUAUGGUCAGACAACACAGCGGUAAUGGUUUACUCUACUGCAGCAACAAGCAAAGGAGAUGUUUCUGCUGUAUGCUGUACGCAGCAGAAAAGUGACAGUGCUAAAGUGAGCCAGCCCACAAACAUGUGUGCUUUGGAUCAGACAGAAGUAAAUAACAACUGUGAAUAUCCAAUCAGAGAUGUCAUUUCUCGUUCUGUUGGUGCACAUGAUAGCUUUAGUUCAAAUUUCAGUUUCAUACAGCUCUCGCUCAACUUGGCAUCUGGAGUAAGAGAUGCUGAAGGCAAAUCAGCCGUUGAGGAAACUGAGUGUGUUCGAUAUUCCAGCACUGCAGGAAAUCUGCAGAAGCCAGAAGAGAUGAUGCACACUCAUGAGCACUUGGGAGCUUUACAUUGCUUCUCCAGGCCCUGUGAGGAUUUGGAGUAUGAAAAUGAGACCACAGUGAAUGGUAAACUGCAGGACUGUGAGACUGUCUCUCUCUCAGAUACAGAUGCAACAUAUUCAUAUUCUACAGAUUCCUCGGAUGCAGCAUCUGCUGGCUCUUCUGUUACUUCAGGCUAUGAAAGUAGUUUCACUGUUAGUGACCAUAGCUGGGAUACUUUGAUAAAAAAAUAUGAACCGGUGCUACAGGACUGCCUGCUUGGCAACCGUAGUACGUUAAAGAUAAAAUCAUUGAUCUUACGGCUUCAGAGGCUUCAGGAAAAAGCAGUAGAGGAAGAUGAUUAUGACAGAGCUGAUAAAUUUAGACAGAAACUGGAAGAACUGGAGAAAGAGAAAAAUUCUUUAAAAUUUCAGCUUCCUUCAAGGCAUCCUUCAGUUAGCAGUUUUUUGGAUCGGUUUGUUACCCAAGUUCAAGCAGCGUUGCACUGGGCUGCUGAUCAUCGGGUUAGAAAUGAAGAAAUGCAACUUUGGCAUGAAAACGAUCAUAAACUUUUGAGAUCUACUUAUCAGGAGAGGAUGCAGGUUUCAGCCACAAAACGAAACCAGCUUUUUCAAGAAAAGAAAUGGCUACAGAAAGAAAUUGAAGACCUCCGAGCAAGACUGACCAUAUUGGAAGCAAAAGAUCAACAGCUAAGAAGAGAAAUUGAAGAACAAGAUAGGCUUAUUCAGUCACAGGACUGCGAGCUGGCUGCUUUACUUGGCUGUGUUUCUUUGAGAGAACUACAGGAAAUAAGCAAGGCUGUGGAUGACACUUUAGCAUUGUCCUAUCAAAUUCCAUUCAGUCUGGAUCUUCCAGGGACAGUAAAGAGCCUUCAGGAAAAAGAACAGUCAUUCAGCAUGUCCAUUAAAGAAACUACUGCCAAAGUUUGCACGAGUCAGAAACUUUGCAGUACUUUGAGGAGGAAAGUGAGUGAUAUUGAGACUCAACUACCAGCUCUACUUGAAGCCAAAAUGCUGGCUGUUUCAGGUAAUAAUUUUGGUACUGCAAAGGACCUAGCAGAAGAAAUAAGAUCAUUAACAUCAGAGAAGGAGGGGCUGGAAGGACUUCUCAAUGAACUGUUGGAUCUGAGUGCCAGAAAUGUCCGAAAACUAGAGAGAAUCAAAGAUGAUUACACCAGACUGAAACAAGAACUUGAACAAGGAGAGACUGCCUUUGGUAAGUAG
Nestor notabilis (Kea) is the source of this 2019-nucleotide messenger RNA. It is a transcript of the gene DISC1, whose product is annotated as disrupted in schizophrenia 1. Lineage: Eukaryota; Metazoa; Chordata; Aves; Psittaciformes; Psittacidae. Gene Ontology annotation, biological process: neuron migration; cilium assembly. The record is from RefSeq and is a predicted model, not a curated record. The transcript is spliced from 9 exons. The coding region runs from base 1 to 2019 and encodes 672 amino acids. Gene Ontology annotation, molecular function: protein binding. Gene Ontology annotation, cellular component: centrosome; mitochondrion; microtubule.